GAUGACAUGUGUCAGCGAAUUUUCAAUUUCAUGAAAACGUCACGGUCAUGACAGGAGACUUUUGGUGUUGUGCAGAUAUUUUAUUUUAGUUUAGAAUAAAAAUGUCAGGAUCCAAGAAAAUGACGCUGCGCGUGCAGUCGUCGGAAGGCACGGCGCGCGUGGAGAUGACGCCGUCGGACGUGACGGCGCUGCUGUACGAGCGCGUGCACGACGCGCUGCACCUGAACACGUUCGGCUUCGCGCUGCACCGCGACCGCGCGCGCAAGGAGGAGAUCGCAUCCAGCAAGUCUCGCCGGCUCGGCGACUACGGCCUGCAGCACGGAGAUAUGCUCUACUUGAGCCCCGUCAAUGGAGCAGUGCUAUUUGAUCAACCCACAACUAGUGCAGAAGCAAAUAAUAAACCAUUUGGUGAGCCUGUCAUGGAGGCCGGACCUUCAUCAGUGCCACAAGCCCCCGCCCCCAACAGACCCGCCAUACAGGAGGAUGAAGUAGAUCUCGAGCUGUACAAGUCUUCUGGAAGCAUUCACAGGCAGCGAGACGAGAAAUUAUGUCAUCACAACUUGAAGGGGCGAUGCGUACACUGCUCCCCGCUGGAGCCUUGGGACGAGGGUUACCUGAAGGAGCACAAUAUCAAGCACAUGUCGUUCCACGCAUACCUCCGCAAGAUCACAUCUGGACAGUUCAUAUCCUUAGAUGAGUUGUCCUUAAAAAUUAAGCCUGGCUGCAAGGAGCACCCGCCGUGGCCGCGCGGCAUCUGCAGCAAGUGCCAGCCCGGCGCCGUGACGCUCAACCGGCAGCGCUACCGGCACGUGGACAACGUGCUGGUGGAGCACCCCGCGCUGGUGGAGCGCUUCCUGGCCUACUGGCGCGCCAGCGGCCACCAGCGCGUCGGCUACCUCUACGGCCGCUACGAGCCGCACCCCGACGUGCCGCUCGGCAUCCGCGCGCGCGUGGCGGCCAUCUACGAGCCGCCGCAGUCGGCGUCGCGCGACCACGUGCGGCUGGAGGCGGACGCGCGCGGCGCCGCGCUGGACGCGCUGGCGGCGCGCCUGGGGCUGCGCCGCGUGGGCUGGCUGUUCACCGACCUGCUGCCCGCCGACCGCGCCGGCGCCGUGCAGCACAUCCGCGGCGUGGACACCCACUUCCUGUCGGCGCAGGAGUGCAUCAUGGCGGGGCACUUCCAGAACGAGUUCCCGUCGGCGUGCCGCCACGCCUCCAGCGGAUACUUCGGCUCCAAGUUCGUGACCGUGUGCGUCACCGGCGACGACAGCCAGCGCGUGCACAUGGAGGGCUACCAGGUGUCGGGGCAGUGCCAGGCGCUGGUGCGCGACGGCGUGCUGCUGCCCACGCGCGACGCGCCCGAGCUGGGCUACAUCCGCGACUCGGCCGACGCGCAGUACGUGCCCGACGUCUACUACAAGGAACGCGACGCAUACGGCAACGAGGUGGGAGUGUCGGCCAAGCGAGUGCCCGUGGCGUACCUGCUGGUGGACGUGCCGUGCGGCGUGGCGGUGGACGGCGCGCCCGCCUUCAGCGCGCGCGCCGCCUUCCCGCCCGCGCACCGCGCGCUGCCCGGCCAGCUGCAGUCGCUGGCGCUGCUGCACCGCCACCUGCGCGAGGCCGGCUCCUUCCUCGAGGCGAUGUCGGACCUGCACGUGCUGCUGUACCUGAUGACCAACGAGGCGCUGCCGCUGUCGCUGGAGCAGCUGUCGCCGCUGCUGGCGGCCGUGCGCGCGCGCGACGCGGCGGCGGCGGACGCGUGGCGCGCGGCGCCGCACUUCGCCACGCUGGAGCAGCUGGCCGCCGCCGCCUGCGACGCCGCGCCGCUCGCGCCUGCGCACCACAGCGAAGCGGGCGUGUGGACGUGUCCGCUGUGCACGUUCCACAACGCGGACACACACGACUCCUGCGAAAUGUGCGCCAUGCCCAGGAACAACGCGAUGUAAUCGUCGGAGCGGCUCGCGUCCACAUCUAGCUUAACUUUAUUUUUAUAUCCGCGCGCACGCGCUCGUGCGGCUGUAUGUCCGGCUCCGGCCGGGCGGGGAUGUUGACUUGAAGAAUAAAUCCUAUGAAGACUA
Messenger RNA from Amyelois transitella, 2078 nucleotides. RefSeq names its product nuclear protein localization protein 4 homolog (gene Npl4). Gene Ontology annotation, molecular function: ubiquitin protein ligase binding; ubiquitin binding. Lineage: Eukaryota; Metazoa; Arthropoda; Insecta; Lepidoptera; Pyralidae. Bases 102 to 1946 code for a protein of 614 amino acids. The transcript has 12 exons. Gene Ontology annotation, cellular component: nucleus. The record is from RefSeq and is a predicted model, not a curated record. Gene Ontology annotation, biological process: ubiquitin-dependent protein catabolic process.